This is a messenger RNA of Aureobasidium subglaciale EXF-2481, 1314 nucleotides long. RefSeq lists its product as uncharacterized. Gene Ontology annotation, cellular component: cortical endoplasmic reticulum; perinuclear endoplasmic reticulum; endoplasmic reticulum membrane. Gene Ontology annotation, biological process: endoplasmic reticulum inheritance; septin ring assembly. Lineage: Eukaryota; Fungi; Ascomycota; Dothideomycetes; Dothideales; Saccotheciaceae. The record is from RefSeq and is a predicted model, not a curated record. The coding region runs from base 1 to 1314 and encodes 437 amino acids. The transcript has 3 exons.
AUGUGGUACAUAACGCGCAUCCUGUCGGCGCUCCUGUUCCUGUCGAGCGUCGUCUUCACCAUCCCGCUGGCCUUUGAUGUCGGUGGUCGAACCUGCGGCCUUGCAUUCUCCCUCUCGCUGAGCGCCUUCUACUUCUUCUACUCUGCCUUACGACUGGCGACUCCCGAUCGCUCCAGGCUUCGCUAUGCCCUCGUCAACACCAUCGCCGCCUCACAGUGGAUCGUCAUUCCCACCCUCAUGAUUUGGAGUCUCAACAAAUUCUCCGUCGACUCGGACGCAAGCGGAUGGGUGGAAAAGACGUUCAAUGGGAGAAGAGCACAGCACAACACCUGGUCCACAUGGCUUUUCGGUAGCGACGGUCUGGUGCAGUCCAUGACCAUCGGUGCUUGGGAUAGGCUGUUGCGCUGGUCAACUCCUGUCUUCCAGCUGAGCGAAGGCUUCUGCAGUCUACUCGUCAUCCAGGCUGCUGGUCAGAUCACAAGGUACCUGGUAAACCGCGAGGGAGGUGAUGGCUGGAUGAUCGGUCUGCUGAUCACUUCUGCCUCGAUCAUCUCGAGUUCCGUUUACUUUCUCUGGAGAAUCACCACCUUCCCCGAGCUCGGUAAUGUCGACGCUAUUCUCAUCGGCGUUGCCAUCACCUGUGCUUUCUUCCUUUGCGUUUGGGGCAUUGGCAGCGGCAAGGGCAAUCCCGUCGAGAGUUCGCUUCUUUUCGCCUACAUCACCCUGUGCAUCUACCAAAUCUUCACCGAUUACCAACCAUCGAACCCGACCUAUUCCACUCCAGCGCCCACCGAACCAGACUUCCCGCCUUUGCCUCCGAUCAUCAUGGCUUCAUACUCGACCCUAAUGCACGCCCUCUCUACUCUUCCGUCUACCAUUCACACUUCUUUCAACUUCCUCUUCGCAGCUAUCAUGACCAUCACUCCUUCUGUCAUCAUCUCGCUGGCCUACCGCCUCUUCGUCAUGUAUGCUUCUGCUCGCAUCAUUCCAGCUGUGCGUGAAUCCGGAGCUCGCGCACUUUCACAGGAGCCUUCCCUCGAGGACAGUGACGGGGUCGGACAGGUUCUUGGUUUCCUCGGUUACUUCAGUCCAAGUAUCCUCAUUGCAGUCUAUACCAGUCUACUGAUGCAGCAUUUCGCCUCGGCCUCUGCUGAUCAUCCUGGAGAAUGGUGGACUAGUCAGGGCGGCGAUGCAGGCAGCAAUGUCUGGAGGUGGGCCAAUCUUGCUGGUACCAUGGCACUCUACGCAGUUGAAUUAUAUCUCGGCAAAGGUCACGAUGACAGCAGUCUGACAAGUCACUGGAAAAUCGACUGA